GUGUGUGUGUGUGUAAGAGAAAUAUUUAUAUUUGAUGGUAAUAUCAGCAUAUCUGCAAGCUAUUGUGAGUCUAACACUGAGUGUCUAAUGCUCCGAUUUACAGGCUAACAGAAUAUACUGAUAAUGUAAGAACUCUUAAUGUUAAUGUGUCUGGUCUAAAUAAAGGAAAAACAAAGGAAAAUUCGCUCUAAACGAAUACAUACAAAUAAGAUCUAAAUUAAUGAACAUACAAAAGUUGAUACAAACAUCCACCUCCAAACAAGUAAAAAGGUUACAUGCAAUGCAUUGACCUCCCUGUCCCCCCAACGUCAACUAAACGAGACAUUAGACCGUUUUUUUGCUGCCCCCUAGCGCACACAGAAAGUACCACCUUUACUGCUGUGUUUGUUCUUAUUCAUUUGUCAGGCAGAAUGAAAUACCGCUGAAAUGAACAAAAAUGAACUUCUGCUGUUUUUUGUCUCUUUCGGGGAAUUCGGUUGUCUUUUCCAUAUAUCCAGAAAAAAGCAUGCGAAAUAGAUGUUUUAUCUUUUAAGAUGAGUUUUUGUUUUACAACAGUCGCUGGACAAUUGUAGUCUAUUGGUUAUAUAUUUUAGAGUUUUAAUAUUGAUACAGGCGCGAUUUUUUCCUCCUGUGCUUGAGCCAUCAAAAAAGAGGCUAACAUUCGAGGCAUUCCACCCAGAUGUUAAUCGGCUUCUACGGUAGGCGUAGUCACGCUCAGAGGCGUGUCUAGCUCACUCAAAUGACAAAGUGAGGACCGGUCGGUAGAUUUGCUUACAUAUGACAAAAAACGUUACUACAGAGAGGUAUGUUGACAGCCCUCAGUGUAAGUCACAUCCCAAGACAGAGCAUGUCUUCCACAAGAAGCCCACUUUGCGCCGUAGCACUUUUCGCCCUGCUGGUUCUCGCCUCAACAUUUCUAAUGAGGAAUUGGCACUAUGAUCUCCAAGAAAAGACAUUUGCCAGCCGACACCUUGACGUGGAUUUUCUCUCACUACAGAAUAUUUUAUUUAAAGAACUUCAGGAGAGACACGAAGAAAUUAUACCCUUCUACAUUGCAUCGGAUGGGGACAAUCUACUGGAGUUUUCGGGAAACUUUGUGUCGUUCUAUCCAUCAAUAAAGCCAGACAAGGUUCGUAAAUAUAACCACAAAGAAAUAUUAAUCGGAUCCAGUUCGCCAGAUGAAGAUAUGGUUGCCUGCGACCAGCUCGAUGACAUGAAAGUUGUGGAUUUCCUCGGCUCGGGCUACACGAAAUUUGUCGUCAAAGCAGACUUGCCAGAUGGAUUAACAAUUGCGCUCAAAUCUAUAAAUGACCAAGGCACUGACAUGAGAAAAUGUCUUGAGGAGUUUAAAGAUCCUGUGGGCUGCCACGAACUUGUGUCUUUCAAACUGAAGAAAGAAAUAAUCCUCUUGCAGAGAUUACAACACCCGAAUAUUGUAAAGCUCAAAGGUCACUGUCGGGAUAAAACACCAGCGGGAGGGAUUACAGCCAUCCUUGAACAGGGGACUCCACUUCAGAUGAUCCAGCUUCUGCAGAGCCCCUGGGAAGAGCGCUUUCGGGUGUGUCUUGGGCUGGUCCGGUUGCUGCACUUCCUGUCCGAGUCUCCCCUGGGCUCCGUGGCCCUGCUGGACUUCCAGCCCAGGCAGUUUGUGAUGGUAGAAGGGGAGCUGAAGCUCACCGACCUGGACGACGCCACCACCAGGGAGCCCCUCUGCCGCACGGACGCCGACUGCCUGCUCCAGUUCCCCCUGCGCAACUUCAGCGCCCGCUGCUCUGAGCGAGGGCUGUGUGAGGGGAUGAACGAGAUGAGAAACCUCUACAACGCCCACAGGUAUUUCUUCCUUUACCUUUUACCUCACCAAGCUCCAGUUACACUAAGGCCUCUUGUUGAUCAGAUUAUGAAUUCAACAGCUGAAUUAAGAAACAACACCAACGGCACACUGGAGGCCUUUGAAGAGGUUUUCCACAUCUUCAGGUCUGGACGCCACCUCGAGAACUUGCCUCCCACGUUAAUCAGAGAGUACACAAGCAUGCGAGGCGUGAGCAGCGCGGGGAACGUGGACUACCGUUGUUGGCCCUCCUACAACCAGCAGGGCUGCGUUCUCUCCGUGCACAGCACCAGGGAGGCGGCCGCCAUCUGCCACUCCCACCCCCAGUGCACCAGCUUCUCCCUCAGGGGCCAGAGGACCUGGACAGGACGUCUCCUUGCCACGUUUCGGAGCGGCUUCAGCCAUCUUGUUCCAGAUGUGCACUCCGUGGUAUAUAUGCGAAAGACCAAGGCCAGUCUUGGAGGAGCCCCACAGUAGGGGACAGAAGACUCAGUGAGGCUCAGUGGAGACCAGGCUUGGACUGUGUGCUGGUUCAAGGAUGGGGAAGGAGGAGAGGAAAGAGGCGGAGGUGGCGGUGUUUGUAUGUCUGUGUAGAGAGGGGGAUGGUGACUUUGUCUGAAGCACAUGAAUGUCAUGUAUUUAUAGGGGUUUUCAUUCGGUGGUCGUUUGAUCUGACUGCCAUUCCCCUGCCUGGGGACAUUGAAAGGGAUUCCCCUUCAGGUAUAAUUAAUCCCCCCGCCUACACACUCUCACACACACACACACACACACACACACACACACACAC
Messenger RNA from Clupea harengus (Atlantic herring), 2615 nucleotides. RefSeq names its product protein kinase domain containing, cytoplasmic b (gene pkdccb). Gene Ontology annotation, molecular function: non-membrane spanning protein tyrosine kinase activity; ATP binding. Gene Ontology annotation, cellular component: extracellular region. The record is from RefSeq and is a predicted model, not a curated record. Gene Ontology annotation, biological process: skeletal system development; peptidyl-tyrosine phosphorylation. NCBI's taxonomy places the organism in Eukaryota, Metazoa, Chordata, Actinopteri, Clupeiformes, Clupeidae.